AUGGCUUCGUCUCCAAAGAUCCGCGUGGCCCUCAUAGGCCUCAAUGCUCCAUACGCUGGCACUCCAACGGGCGUGAACUGGACGGCGAAUGCUCAUCUGCCAUAUCUCCGAGACUCCUCGAAAUAUGAGCUGGUCGCUCUGCAGAACAGUUCGGCUGAGCGAGCCGCGAAAUCGAUAAAAGCGCAUGGUCUGGAUCCCAAAAAGGUGAAAGCUUACGGGACCCCUGAGGAGGUCGCCAACGACCCCAACAUCGACCUGGUCGUAAGCAGCAUCCGUGUCGAUCGCCACGCCGGCUCCCUCAUCCCUAGCAUCAAGGCUGGCAAAGAUGUCUACGUUGAGUGGCCGGUCGAAGCAAACUACUCCAUAGCCAAAGAACUCACCGACUUGGCUAAAGCCCACAACGUCAGGAACGUAGUGGGCAUCCAGGGCUCCUUCUCUCCCAUAGCCACGAAAAUCAAGGCUUUGAUCGACGGCGGCGAGCUCGGGCGGGUGACCAGUAGCACCACCAUCACGACUCUCAACUACGUCGGCCCCACCAUCCCCAGUUUCAUCGACUACUUCGUAGAUAAGAAGACCGGAGGGAAUCCGUUCACCAUUGACUUUGGGCAUGUGCUGGAGUGUCUCAAGGCUGUGCUGGGCGAGAUAUCAACCCACCACUCCCUCCUCGUCAACCAGUACCCAGAAGUUGACGUCGUCGACCCCGCAACUAGAGAAGUGAUUGAGAAAGGCCGCAAGAACACCGUCCCCAACCAGGUCGUCUUCGACGCGAUCCUGAAGUCCGGCGCUGUGCUUACUUACAAGCAACACGAUGCCGCUGGCAUCCCGCCUGGCGCAACGCCGCGAAAAGAUAAGAGCCGGUUGCCUGUGUUCGACUGGCGCAUCUUUGGCUCCAAGGCGGAGGUCCGCGUAACGAGCUACGACUCGAUCUUUCCGAAUAUCGGCAGCAAUGAUUUCAAGGUCGAGAUUUGCAAAGCUGAGGACGGCGCGGUGGUUGAGGUGGACCUUGGGACGGAUGACUUUGGGCAUCUACCGGAGGCGGCGAGGAAUAUUGCGAGGCUUUAUGAGGCGUUUGCUGCUGGGGUGGAUGAGAAGAACGAGAAGAGGGUGUGGUAUCCGGACUUUGAGUAUGCCUUGAAAACGCAUGAGUUGAUUGAAGGCAUGUAUAGAGAGAACGGUUUUUGAAAAGUAUCCCUUAACCCGUCGUACUUGGCUCUACGAUAUCGAGAAGGAUGCAACCAAUAGAAAGCUUCGAGGGAUAGGAACUGGAGCGAAUUACUUGAGCAAUACACUCCCUCUUUGCUUUUUGUACACUUGCCUAAUACCGC
Mytilinidion resinicola is the source of this 1325-nucleotide messenger RNA. RefSeq names its product NAD-P-binding protein. The transcript is spliced from 2 exons. Gene Ontology annotation, molecular function: nucleotide binding. The record is from RefSeq and is a predicted model, not a curated record. The coding region runs from base 1 to 1182 and encodes 393 amino acids. Lineage: Eukaryota; Fungi; Ascomycota; Dothideomycetes; Mytilinidiales; Mytilinidiaceae.